Salpingoeca rosetta is the source of this 1500-nucleotide messenger RNA. RefSeq lists its product as uncharacterized. NCBI's taxonomy places the organism in Eukaryota, Choanoflagellata, Craspedida, Salpingoecidae. The coding region runs from base 1 to 1500 and encodes 499 amino acids. The record is from RefSeq and is a predicted model, not a curated record. The transcript has 2 exons. Gene Ontology annotation, molecular function: protein binding.
AUGAAUGAGAAGCAGCAGAAUUUGCCGAGACCAACAGCAACAGCAGCAACAACAACAACACUGCUGCUGCUGCUUGUUGUGCUUGCUGCGACGUGCGGCGUUGGCGUUGGCGGUGCUGUGCUGGAGGUGGACGUGGAUGGGCGCCUUGUCGUUAACGCAGGUGGAGCUGGAGGGAAGGUGGUGCUGAACGAAGGGCUGGAUUUUGUGGCAGAGCUGCAGGGGCUGGCGGAGGAAUUUCGGCUGCUGAAGCGAGGCGCGGGCGCCGUUUGCAGGCAGCCACCCCCACAGCCGUACAUCGACCACAUCCCCGCCAAGGAUGACAGCAAGCAAGGAGACGGUGCGACCGCGGCGUCGCCUCAGUGGUACGGCGGCGUCGUGGCGCCAAACGGCAAGAUCUACGCGGUACCAAGCAAUGCGUCCGCGAUUAUGGUGCUGGACCCCGAAACGCGGCAAGUGGACACCGCUGCCAUCCCCGUCAACUCAAGCGUGAAUCGCGCAUGGGCCGGCGCAGCGCUGGCGCCCAACGGCAAGAUCUAUUGCGUCCCUUCCAAGAGCAGAAGCGUGCUUGUCGUGGACACCAACACAAACAUGGCAGACGCCACGUCGAUUCCCAUCGACCUCGCCUCUGGGUACAGCGACAAGGCGCUCUUCGAGGACGCCGUGCUGGCCGACAACGGCAUGAUCUAUGGCAUGCCGCGCAGCUCCGACUUUGUGCUUGUCGUCGACCCAGCCACCAACUCUGUCGACACCACAACCCUCCCCGUUAUGCCCGGCGAUGACAAGUGGGUUGGUGCCGUCCGCGAUGGUAAUGGCAUGAUCUUUGGUAUCCCACACACCGCCGAUGUCGUGCUCGUCAUCGACACCCAGGCCGCUUCCCUGGGCACCGUGGACACGCACAGCAUCAACGUCCCCAGUGGACUGCAGAAAUGGGCCGGCGGCGUGCUUGCAGGCAACGGCAAGAUCUACGGCAUCCCACACACUGCGAGCACUGUGCUCGUCAUCGACCCCGUCGCCAUGAGCGUCAACUACACCGAGAUCACUGACGCGGGCAUGCGGCCCGGAAAGUGGUGGGGCGGUGCCCUUGCCCGAGCGGAUGGCCGCAUCUACGCGCCCCCCUUCAACGCCAACGAAGUGCUUGUCAUCGACCCCGGCAAGAACACCGCGCGUGCUGCAAUCAGCGUGACGGAUGAUGGUGGCGUCGAGCUCAGCCUUGCUGCAUGGCAGGGCGCCGUGGCCAGCGCCGAUGGCACCACCGUGUACGGCAUCCCGACUCAGGCAGCCUCCAUCCUCGUCAUUAAGCCGGGCUGCCUUGGAUUUGUGUCUGCUUCGCAGCUACACCCCUUCACUCAGAGCGCCAAUCGCGUGCUUGACGGGUUUGUCAAGGCAAGCGACCUGGCUGUCCAGGGAAGUGGCGUGGACCCGUCUCUUGCAGGCCUGAUCCUCGGCGUGUGCAUCUGCUUCACCUUUGGGCGCCAGUGGUGCAGUGGCCUCUUCUCCUGA